AUGGAUUACCAUCAAGAGACUCUCGAUAAUCUCCAUCAAGCUAUGCUCGACACCAAGCUGCAUUCCACGUCACCGAGAUGGAAAUGGAAAGGUGCUGCAGCGAAAGCUCUUGCGGAACCUAUUUCAGAAUCAGUCUCAGAGCUCAAACUCUCUCUAGCCAAAACAGAGUCCUCUGGUUCCCUCUCGAGACACAACGUGCUUCUAGCGGUUGAGCCAGAGCAAGCCGAGCUAUUAGACCGCUGUUGUUUCGGCAGACUCGUUGUAUCCGCUGAGAAAGCCAAGAAAUGGAUUCAGUUAUCCUUUGAAGAAGCUUUCUAUUUGCACUACAACCUCAAAUGCAUCAGAAUCCAUCUUCAUGGUCGUUGCUUGGAGAACGAAGCAGAGACAUGGAUGUACAUGAGAUCGAAAAGACCGAACUUUCCGGUGUUUUUCAAAGCUUAUUCACAUUUACGAUCGAAGAACUGGGUUCUGAGAUUAGGGUCGCAAUACGGUGUGGAUUUCGUGGCGUACCGUCACCAUCCGUCGCUUGUCCACGCUGAAUACUCGGUUUUGGUUCGGUCCGGUGACAGUGAUGACAGGUUAAGAGUGUGGUCGGAUGUCCAUUGUACUGUUCGGUUAAGCGGAAGCGUUGCGAAAACGUUAUUGAAUCUCCAUGUCAGUGGUAACUCUAAUAGAGAGGACUUGAAUCUACCUUCGUGCUUGGAGAACUAUAUUGUGGAGGAGCAUGCGAUAAGUAGAUAUAGUCCAGAACUCAGUCGUGAAGAUGAUACCACAAAUCCAAAACCAAAACCAAAUGUUACUUCUGUGAGUAAUUUGAAAAUCCCUUGA
This is a messenger RNA of Microthlaspi erraticum, 828 nucleotides long. NCBI's taxonomy places the organism in Eukaryota, Viridiplantae, Streptophyta, Magnoliopsida, Brassicales, Brassicaceae. The record is from the annotation of a GenBank genome assembly.